Molecule: messenger RNA, 1020 nt
Organism: Fusarium falciforme
Lineage: Eukaryota; Fungi; Ascomycota; Sordariomycetes; Hypocreales; Nectriaceae
Exons: 3
Coding region: 1-1020 (339 amino acids)
Biological process (GO): purine nucleobase biosynthetic process
Cellular component (GO): cytosol
Molecular function (GO): methylenetetrahydrofolate dehydrogenase (NADP+) activity; methylenetetrahydrofolate dehydrogenase (NAD+) activity
Source: RefSeq, a predicted model, not a curated record
AUGGCUGCUCCUGAAGUUCCCAAGACCUGCAAGGUCAUCACCGCCGACACCAUCGCCAAGGGACUCCUCACCGAGGUCAAGGAGACGCUGGCCAAGGUUCAAGGUUCCAACCCCGGCGAGCCUACGCUUGCUGCGUUCCUCGCCAAUGGUGAUCCCGCCGCCGUCAAGUACGCCGAGUGGUCUAAGAAGACGUGUGAAGAGAACGGCUUCAAGUUCGACCUCCGAACGGUUGACAAGGAGCUCCUCGAGGAGGAGAUCAUGAAGGCCAACGAUGACGAGAGCGUCGACGGCAUGAUCGUCUACUACCCCAUCUUCCCCCAGAACCCUACCCACGACAAGUACGUCCAGGAGACUGUCGAGCUCGGCAAGGACGUUGAGGGUCUUCGACACAAGCACAUUCACAACAUGUACCACAACAUUCGCUUCCUGGAUGCCCCCGAGAACCGCAAGAAGUCUAUUCUGCCCUGCACUCCUCUUGCCGUUGUCAAGAUCCUCGAGUACCUGCAGAUCUACAACCCCAUCCUGGCCUCGGGCAACCGACUUUUCGGAAAGACCAUCACCGUCAUUAACCGAUCAGAGGUCAACGGCCGUCCUCUUGCCGCUCUUCUCGCCAACGACGGUGCUACCGUUUACUCUGUGGAUGUCACUGGCGUCCAACUCUUCACCCGAGGACAGGGUAUCAAGAAGGCCCGCCACCAGGUCGAGGACAAGGAGGGCUGGGGAUUGAAGGACUGCCUUCCUCUGAGCGACGUCGUUAUCGGCGGUGUCCCCGUCGAGUCUUUCAAGGUCCCUACCGAGCUCAUCCGUGAUGGUGCUGUUUGCAUCAACUUCUCCUCGUACAGGAACUUUGACGGCCCUGCCAUCAAGGAGAAGGCCUCGAUCUAUGUGCCCUCUGUCGGCAAGGUCACUAUUGCUAUUCUGUUGAGAAACUUGGUGCGCCUCAUUGCCAACCGACCGUCCAAGGAUGAGUCGGACAAGAAGAACAUCGAGGCCCGGGCUGAGGCCUUUGCUGACGACUAG